AUGGAUGGCACCCCUGACUACACCAUUACAAUGGCCCACAUGUCCGAACAUUGGGCCAAACUCGAUUUCCCAACUGUUACCCCUUUAGAAUUUAAUUUGCAUGGUGUGCCGAUCCCUUUUACCCCCAACAAGAGAACAUGCAUCACCCGCAAUCCGCCUUUCAACAACGAUGGAUCUGCUCUGGUUUUUGGGCUGGGCCUCUCGUCCAAUUCCUGCACAACCAUGUGCUUGGGAAGAGAAAAUGAAGAGGAUUCCUCGAUCGACCUCAAUUUAAGCAUCAACUUCAAUGCUGACGACAAGAAGCCGUCCGAUCCAAAGUUCCCGAUUGGGAAUUUGAAUGCAACCAACAAAAGGAAGCCCGUUUUAGACCUCGAAUUAAGCCUGUCCACCGCUAACGCCGAAUCCGAUGCAACCACCAUUCCCGAUAAGAACCCGUCGGAGGACGAAGGCUCGACUCCAUCCCAUUCGAAAUCCGUGCCGAAACGGGGGAAACGGUGUGAGUUUCCCGGGGGAUGCGGAAAGGGUGCGGAAGGGAGCACUCCGUUUUGUAAAGCGCACGGUGGGGGGAAACGGUGUGCGUUUCCCGAGGGUUGCGGGAGGAGUGUUCAUGGAGGGACGGCGUUUUGUGUGGGACAUGGAGGGGGGAAGAGGUGCGCGGAGAAUGGGUGCACCAAGAGCGCGAGGGGGAAGACGAGCCACUGCGUGAGGCAUGGAGGGGGGAGGAGGUGCGCGUUUCCCGGGGGUUGUGGGAAGAGCGCGCAGGGGAGAACCGACCGGUGCAAGGCGCACGGCGGCGGGAAGUUGGGACUCUAUGCGGCGCAGGUGCGUGGGAAGGAUGAUGAGGAGUCCACUUCGGUGGUACGCGUGGAGUUUGAUGCCAAGGGGAAUAAUAAUGAUGUUGUUUUGGGGGAUGGGGGAUUGGAGGAAUAUUCCCUUCCGGAAGGGAGGGUGCACGGAGGGGGAUUGAUGGCGAUGCUGAGAGGGGGUGCUGCGUGUGGUCGAGAGGGAAACCGAUACAAA
Molecule: messenger RNA, 1020 nt
Organism: Striga asiatica
Lineage: Eukaryota; Viridiplantae; Streptophyta; Magnoliopsida; Lamiales; Orobanchaceae
Source: the annotation of a GenBank genome assembly